Messenger RNA from Peromyscus maniculatus bairdii (prairie deer mouse), 3582 nucleotides. RefSeq names its product transmembrane protein 221 (gene Tmem221). NCBI's taxonomy places the organism in Eukaryota, Metazoa, Chordata, Mammalia, Rodentia, Cricetidae. The record is from RefSeq and is a predicted model, not a curated record.
CCUCCUCCGCACACCCGGGGGCGGCGCCCGCGGCCGGAGCAGAGCAGAAAACACUUUCUCCCAAGUUGUCGCGCAGCACUCGGGGCCCUGUCCAGAGGCCCGUGGCGCCCCACCCCACCCCAGCCGCCUCCCCUCCCCGCGCCUUCUCUUCAACCCAGGCCCGCACCAUGGGCCGCUCGUACGGAGGCCGGGUGCUGGCCGCGAUGACCCUGCUGGGCAUCCCGGCCGCCGUGCUGGUCGCGCUGGCUGCGCAGCUGCUGUUCCAGCUCCAGGCGGGGCGCGCGGAGCUGCGGGGGGUGCGCACCGACGUGCUGCACCCUGAGCUGGACCCCGACGCGGGGCUCCCCGAAGCUGCGGCUGGGGCGUUGCUGCCGCUGGCGACUGCGCUGGCCGCGCUGGCGCAGGUCCUCGGGCUUAGCUGCCUGCUGCUCGCCGCGCUCUGCGGUCACCUGGGCGCCGAGCUGGCGCGCGGCCCGGGGCCGGCCAGGUCGGACUGGUUUCUGUACGACUGCCGCCUCCUCAGGCACUCGGCGCUUGGCCUGUUCUGCUGUGGGGUCUCCGUCUACUUAGCAGCACUGGCCAUUUACACCCUGCUGCUCUUCGAGAUCGAGGCGGGUGCAGCAGCCGCGUCCAUCCUGGGCUCAGGUGCCCUGGUCCUGGUGGCGGUAAUGACUCACACCCUGCUCCGGGCUGUUCGGGCCACUCGCCGGGGUCUCCAUGAGCUGUCCCCACCCUCCUUGGAAGAUGAGCCAGCCCGACCUUCAGAAGACUCCAAAGUUGGCUGCAGGGCUCAGCCCCAGCAGGAUGAGGAAAUGGAGGCCUCAGUAGGGCCUGGGACUCACCAGGGUUCCCAUUUCUGAGCAUCAGAGCCUGGACUUGCACCCAGGUCCUGUGGCCCCGCUCCCAUGUUCCUGGAAGAAGGCUCCAGUCCCAGACCUCCACUCCCCGACACUCCCUGGGAGCUGUGGACAUUGAAAUUCGCGUGUGUGGGGCUCAGAGCAGCCCAAGGCCACGAGCGAGCGUUCCGGGAUGGCUGGAGUCUCCCUGUGGCCCUAGGCUGAGUGGGUUUCGUCGCUGUGCCUCAGUUUCUUUAUCUGUGACGUGGAGAGAGGUGUGGGGGGGGCACACAGGAAGCUGCACACAGGAGGCCCUCAGUACAUAGUAGCCAUGUGUCUUCCUUGUCUUCUCGCUGUAACAAAGUAUCUGACAAAGGCCACCUAAGGGAGAAGAGGCCUUGUUCCCGCCAGAGCUCCGGGUCUAAACCCCACUCCCGGUUCCAUUCUGUGUCUCAGUCACGCUGCGCCUGCCGUGAUAAAACACCCAACAAGCCCCAGUCAAGAAGCAGAGAGAUGACCGCUGCCUCGGGGUCGUUAGUCCGUGGGCUGCUGCCCCUUAGGAGGGCCCUCCUGCCUCAGCUAACAGCCUGGAGACGGCACCCUCGCCUGCCCGGAGGCUGGGCUCCAGGGUGGAUCUGGAUCUGCUCGGGUUGACAAUGCUAGCCCGGGUGUGGAAGCAGGUGACGACCGAAUGAAGCCCACGUCCACAGAGGUCUCCACCCCUUUCCAGACAGCCCAGCCCCAGGAAUGAACUCGAGGGUGGCUUGCUCUGCUUGGUUGCUUUUGUUUUUUAAGACAGGAUCUCAUGUAGCCCAGGCUGUCCUGGAAUGCUCUGUGUAGCCAACAGCGGCCCUGGACUGCACCCUAGCCCCUCGCCGGCUUCUCACUCCUCUGGUCCCUUCUUCUCUUCUUGAGCCCCGGAAUUCUCCGAGGCUCUGUCGGGAGUCUCUGAGAGAGCUGCUGAAGGACGAAGCUGAGACCCGCCCUCCCUGUGGACACCACCCUGGGAGCAGAGCUGGGACCCGAGACGGCUUGGCUCAGUCAUCUUGGGACUGUCCAGGCCAGGCGGGAGCCAAGCAGGCGGGUGGGAGACACCUGAUCCAGGUGUGGCAGGACGUGGCUCCCUCCUCCAACAGCCAUGGCUGGAACUUGGCUUUUAACGAUUUUAAUUUCUGUUUGCUUCAGUCUUUCAGUUCUCUCUCUAUUUUUUGUUGUUUUGUUUUUGGACAAGGCCUUACGUAGCCCAGGCUGGACUGGAGCUGGUUAUGUAGUGAAGAUAACUGAGACUCUGAUCCUCUGCCUCUGAGUGCCUGUGCGCCACCACGAAUGGCUGAGUCACCCUCGGUGACUUUCUGAGGGAGAGUCCAGCUGGGUGGCCGGGCGAGGCAGGAGAACCGGGGCCAGUUCGAGCCCAACUUUGGCAACACAGUGAGACCCUGACUGAAUAGAGGAACAAAGUAGUCCAUGAUGGCCAAGCAAGGUAGUGCAGAUUUGUUAUCCCAGCCCUGUGGGGGCUGGAGCAGGAGGAUUACUAUGUGUUCAAAACCAGACUAGGCAGUGGGGCUAUCCUCCCGGCCCACAAGAGGAUGAGGCAGGAGAAGGGACCAGGACAAGGUCCCACUUGAAUACAUAAUAAGUUUGAGACUAGCCUGGGCUACAUGAGACUCAAACAAACAGAAAAACAAACAAACAAAGAACAACAACAAAAAGAAACCAACCAACCAAACAAACAAACAAAAAACACCAAAAAAUAAAAACGAUGUCGCUCCUCUGGCCACAUGGGGUGGGGAACGGGACAUCUUAUUGCUGAGAUGGGGAACGAGACAUGGAGAGGUUAAACCAUCGCUCAGGGUCACCCGUAAAAGCACAGUGGAGUUUCUGGCUUGGAGGGGUGCAGGAGACCCCUGGCUGUAGCCACACAGAGCUGUGAGUCCCAGGCAGGCCCUGUGGGACCCCAGCACGGCCCAGAGACUUUCCCCAGCCGCAGGGUUGGAUGCUUGGCAAAUGCCUCGGUGUGUGAUUCAGGGCACACUGGCUCCUUCUGACUCAAGGCCACGCACAGGUCACUGGAGGCCUCUGGUUACCAGCGGGUGCUCUGAAAAGCGAUCCCGGGUGGUUUCAGGGCAGCUGGGAAGGUGACCAGCGAGAACAAAUGGCUUUUGCUUCCGAGUGAGAUCUGGUUUGGUGGCUGGCGCCACGGCAGCCUGGGCGGGACCUGGCAGCCCCGCAGCCACAGAUGGGGUCAGGACAGUCCCCAGAUCCCUGUGUCCAGGCUUAGUGGCACCCCGCUGAAUCUCCUCAUUGACAGACUUCAAUGCUUAGCCAGGAUCCUCUGAGAUCCUCCUGAUCCAGCCUUGACCGGCCUGUGCCGGCUCUGACCUAACUGCUAUCCAGCUCUGUCCCCCAGGGCAGCAGCCAUCUUCAUCAGAGCCGCUGUGAGUGCUCAGGAGACCCCAGGAUCCAGCCUGAUGGGCAGUGGCAGUCCCUCCUAGGAGAACAGGGUGGGGAGGGGCGCUGGACAGCCCCUGGGAUCCCCCUCUCCCUCUCUGCUUCUGUCCUAAUCCCGCGUGGCAGGGGUCUCAGGAGGUGCUAGCCCUGCACAGUGUGGAAAGUUAACUGAAGGAUAUAACAGGCCCCAGACCUUAGCACAGCUGACUCCAUGAUCAAGUGCCAUUCAGGCCAUGAACCUCAGCAUGUAGACAGCACCACCUGCUAAAAAUGAAAAAAAUAAACCUAAUCCAUCAAA